Amphiprion ocellaris (clown anemonefish) is the source of this 5131-nucleotide messenger RNA. RefSeq names its product ATP-binding cassette, sub-family B (MDR/TAP), member 4 (gene abcb4). Gene Ontology annotation, biological process: transmembrane transport. Gene Ontology annotation, molecular function: ABC-type transporter activity; ATP binding; ATP hydrolysis activity. The transcript has 28 exons. The coding region runs from base 152 to 4030 and encodes 1292 amino acids. The record is from RefSeq and is a predicted model, not a curated record. Gene Ontology annotation, cellular component: membrane. Lineage: Eukaryota; Metazoa; Chordata; Actinopteri; Pomacentridae.
CACGCGUGGAGGCAGGCAGGCAGGGGGUGAGGAGGGUGAGGAGGAGGAGGAGGAGGAGGAGGACUUCAUUUACGGUGGGUGUGAGGAUCCACAUCUCAGGUGACCGGAGGACGCAGACCGAGAGGACUGCGGCGGAGGAACGGACGCAGACAUGGAGGAGAAGAACGAGAUGGAAAUGCUGUCUUCAGCCAAACCCGAACAAAACGGAGAUUUAAGAGAAAAUGAGGAUGACGACGACUUGAAAGGAAAGAAGAAGAAGAAGAAGAAAGAAGAGAAGAUACCGAUGGUCGGACCCAUAGCCGUGUUCAGGUUUUCGGACAACUUGGACACGCUCAUGAUCCUGGUCGGGACGUUGAUGGCGAUGGUCAACGGCGUGGUGCUUCCUCUCAUGUGCAUCGUGUUCGGAGACAUGACGGACAGCUUCAUCUCGGACUCUGCAGCCGGCCUCGGCAACAUCACCUUACCCCCCAAUUUCACAGACUUUUACGCAAACAGCACCUUACAAGAGGAAAUGACAACCUUUGCCAUCUACUACUCCAUCAUGGGAGCUGUGGUCCUGGUUGCCGCCUACCUGCAGGUGUCCUUGUGGACGCUGGCGGCCGGUCGGCAGGUCAAACGGAUCCGCACCUUGUUCUUCCACCGAAUCAUGCAGCAGGACAUCGGCUGGUUUGAUGUCAAUGAGACGGGAGAGCUGAACACUCGACUCACAGAUGACAUCUAUAAGAUCCAGGAGGGCAUCGGAGACAAGACUGGGAUGCUGAUUCAAGGCUUCACCACCUUCAUCGCGUCCUUCGUCAUCGGCUUCACCAAAGGCUGGAAGCUGACCCUGGUCAUCCUGGCUGUGAGUCCUGCUCUGGGCAUCUCUGCUGCGCUCUUCAGUAAGGUGCUGACGAGCUUCACAUCCAAAGAGCAGACAGCUUAUGCCAAAGCUGGAGCAGUAGCAGAAGAGGUGCUUUCUUCCAUCAGGACAGUUUUUGCCUUUAGUGGUCAAGAGAAAGAGAUCGACAGGUAUCACAAGAACCUGGAGGACGCUAAGCAGAUGGGGGUGAAGAAGGCGAUCUCUGCUAACAUCGCUAUGGGCUUCACCUUCCUGAUGAUCUACCUGUCCUACGCUCUGGCUUUCUGGUACGGCAGCACGCUCAUCCUGAAGGGGGAGUACACCAUCGGAUCUGUGCUCACCGUGUUUUUCGUUGUGCUAAUCGGAGCUUUCACAUUGGGACAGACGUCUCCAAACAUCCAGACGUUUGCCAGCGCCCGAGGAGCUGCACAUAAAGUGUACGCCAUCAUCGACCAUAAUCCAACCAUAGACAGCUAUUCAGAAACUGGCUUCAAGCCUGACUUCAUCAGAGGAGACAUAGAGUUCAAGAACAUCAACUUCACCUACCCCUCGAGGCCGGACGUCCAGAUAUUACAUAACUUGAGUCUGGAUGUGAAGAGUGGACAGACCAUCGCCUUAGUGGGCAGCAGCGGUUGCGGUAAAAGUACCACGAUCCAGCUGCUGCAGAGGUUCUACGAUCCUCAGGAAGGAGCUGUGUUCAUUGACGGUCAUGAUAUCCGCUCUUUGAACGUUCGCUACCUGAGGGAGAUGAUCGGGGUGGUGAGUCAGGAGCCCAUCCUCUUUGCCACCACCAUCACCGAGAACAUCAGAUAUGGCCGACCUGACGUGACGCAGCAGGAGAUCGAACAGGCCACCAAGGAAGCCAACGCCUACGAUUUCAUCAUGAAACUCCCCGAUAAGUUUGAGACGCUGGUAGGAGAUCGAGGAACUCAGAUGAGCGGAGGACAGAAGCAGAGGAUUGCCAUCGCUCGAGCUUUAGUCCGAAACCCUAAAAUCCUUCUGCUGGACGAAGCCACGUCUGCUCUUGACGCUGAGAGUGAAACUGUUGUACAAGCUGCACUGGAUAAGGUCCAACAGGGCCGCACCACCAUCAUCGUGGCUCAUCGCCUCUCAACCAUCAGAAACGCUGACGUGAUCGCCGGCUUCCAGAAAGGUGAAGUUGUCGAGUUGGGGACUCACAGCGAGCUGAUGGAAAAUAAAGGCGUCUACCACACACUGGUCACCAUGCAGACAUUUCAGAAAGCCGAUGAGGACGAGGAAGAUGAGGAUGAGGGAUCUGCAGAUGAGAAGAGCCCAUUAACAAAGCAAUUUUCCAAUUCUUCAGUGCGACGGAGGAAAUCCACGAGAGGUUCAUCAGUCACUGCCUCUGAGGGGGGGAAAGAGGAGAAAGAAAAGUUAACGGAAAAGACAGAAGAGGAUGAAAACAUUCCUGGAGCGUCCUUCUUCAAAGUCAUGGCUCUGAACGUCUCUGAGUGGCCUUUUAUUCUGGUGGGAACCAUCUGUGCCAUCAUCAACGGCGUCAUUCAGCCUCUGUUCGCUGUUCUCUUCUCAAGGAUCAUCACCGUGUUUGCAAACCCGGAUCACGAAGUGGUCAGGGAACGAUCCAAUUUCUUCUCGCUCAUGUUUGUUGCUAUCGGGGCUGUGUCCUUCAUCACCAUGUUUCUGCAGGGUUUCUGUUUUGGUAAAUCUGGAGAAGUUCUCACCCUGAAACUGAGACUCAGUGCCUUUAAAGCCAUGAUGAGACAGGACCUCGGCUGGUUCGAUGACCCUAAAAACAGUGUUGGAGCUUUGACUACCAGACUGGCCACUGAUGCAGCUCAAGUACAAGGGGCUGCAGGAGUUCGUAUGGCGACGCUGGCGCAGAACUUCGCCAACCUGGGCGGUGGUCUGAUUCUGGGCCUGGUGUACGGUUGGGAGCUGACGCUGCUCCUGCUGGCUGUGGUUCCCGUCAUCGCGCUAGCCGGAGCUCUGGAGAUGAAGGCGCUUGCCGGACACGCUGCCAAAGACAAGAAGGAGCUGGAGAAGGCCGGAAAGAUUGCUACAGAGGCCAUCGAAAAUAUCCGGACUGUGGCGUCUCUUACAAGAGAACCCAAGUUUGAGUCUUUGUAUCAGGAGAACCUCCAUGUGCCGUACAAGAACGCCAAGAAAAAGGCCCACAUAUACGGCUUCACCUACGCCUUCUCCCAGGCCAUGAUCUACUUCGCCUACGCCGGCUGCUUCCGCUUCGGCGCUUGGCUGAUUUUUGCAGGAAGGAUGGACGCUCAGGGUGUUUUCCUCGUGAUCUCGGCCAUCCUGUUCGGUGCCAUGGCCGUCGGAGAGGCCAACUCCUUCGCUCCCAACUAUGCCAAGGCCAAGAUGUCUGCCGCCCACCUCAUAAUGCUGAUAAACAAAGAGCCCGCCAUCGAUAAUCUCUCACAUGAGGGAGAGUCACCGGACAAAUUCGACGGUAACGUGAGCUUCGAGUCAGUGAAGUUCAACUACCCGUCGCGGCCGGAUGUUCCCAUCCUGAGAGGCCUGAACCUGAAGGUGAAGAAGGGGGAAACGCUGGCGCUGGUGGGCAGCAGCGGCUGUGGGAAGAGCACCACCAUCCAGCUGCUGGAGAGGUUCUACGACCCGCUGGAGGGCAGCGUGAUGCUGGACAACAUGAACGCCAAACAGCUGAACAUCCACUGGCUCAGAUCUCACAUCGGCAUCGUCUCCCAGGAGCCCAUCCUGUUCGACUGCACUUUAGCCGAAAACAUCGCCUACGGAGACAACAGCCGGAAAGUAACCAUGGAGGAGAUCGAGGCGGCUGCCAAGUCAGCCAACAUUCACAGCUUCAUAGAAGAGCUGCCACAGAAGUACAACACCCAGGCAGGCGAUAAGGGCACCCAGCUGUCAGGAGGCCAGAAGCAGCGGAUCGCCAUCGCCCGAGCUAUCCUCCGCAACCCCACAGUGCUGCUGCUGGACGAGGCCACGUCUGCACUCGACACCGAGAGCGAGAAGGUGGUGCAGGACGCUCUGGAUCAGGCCAGCAAAGGCCGGACGUGCAUCAUCGUGGCCCACCGUCUGUCCACCAUCCAGAACGCCGACCGGAUCGCCGUCUUCCAGGGCGGCGUGGUGGUAGAACAGGGCACCCACCAACAGCUGCUGGCCAAGAAGGGAGUCUACUACAUGCUGGUCACCACACAGAUGAGCCACAGUCCACAAUGACCAGUUUAGAUCUGCACCUUUAAAGCACUUACCGUCGUCGCCUCCCUGCUGCUUCGUCUGAGCAGCGUCUGUGGGGAUUUACUGACUGUGUUCUGUGGGUAGAAAGUCUGAGCUGCUGUCACCUCUAUGGGCAUUUUUCACCAAACGUAUGAGAGUAAGAAACUGCUGCAGGUGUAAAUUAUAAACCAUGAUGUUGUUUGCUUUUCCUGCAACCCUCGUCUUUUCUAUCGGCUCACAGUUUUGUAAACGGGAACACAUUCUAGACAGCUUAAAGUCUGUAAACUGCUGUUUCCUCCCACCUCGCUGUAGCACCGACUCCUUCACGGGACUCUCUAAAAAGCUGGAUUUCCUCCUAAAAUGUCUCUUUCUCCGUCCUCGAAGGCUUUCAGCUCUACGUCUGACUUGUUAUCAUAAAGAAAUGCUUUGUUUAAUAAACUCGUUGCCUUGUUUUGUUCGCUGAGGGCAGAGCUGCUCGAUACAGAAUUAGCUGUUGGUUCCUGCUGCCACCUGGUGUUAAGUCACCAGGCAGCAAUUAAGCCUCAAAUUGUUCAUAUUGAUGCCAAAUUUAGAUUUUUUUUGGGUGAAUUUUUACUUCAGCAACAAGUUUCUUCUGGGUUUAAAUGACAUAAACAUGUGAAAAAACACAGUAAAGCAUCAGGAAUUCUUAAUAAAAAUGUAAAUAAAGCAUAGAGUUCAAAUUAACCUCUAACAGAAUGUUUUACUGUGUUUUGUCAUUUGUUUAUGACAUUUCCAGCCAGAAGAAACCGGCUAUAAAUAAUUUGGGGCUUAUGAAUAGGAAAUAAACUGUGAUCAAAGCUAACAAUACAUUUGAAGUAUGUCUCUUAACACUGGAAUCAUCACAGAUUAUUUAGGUUCUGUAGAAAAUGCGUUAAUAUUUGCUUUACUAGCUGCUGUGAUUCAGUUCUUAGAAAGUAAAAAAAAAUGGAGCAAAAGUGCCUGAAGCCAAGAAUAACACUGUUUCCUGUACACAAGUCUGCAUAAUUUUAUAAUCACUUGAGUUCAUGAAGAGUCGCUCUCCACAUCGCUGAUAUUUUUUUUUGUGAAGAAUGUGCCUAUAUAUAACUAUUAAAAUUUUAUAUU